Molecule: messenger RNA, 1391 nt
Organism: Leptidea sinapis
Lineage: Eukaryota; Metazoa; Arthropoda; Insecta; Lepidoptera; Pieridae
Gene: ICA69
Product: islet cell autoantigen 1
Exons: 4
Coding region: 115-1365 (416 amino acids)
Biological process (GO): regulation of transport
Cellular component (GO): Golgi apparatus
Molecular function (GO): protein domain specific binding
Source: RefSeq, a predicted model, not a curated record
CGGCCAAGUUAAAUAUUCUGUGGUGCUAAAUCGCUUAAAAAUAAUAACUUCUUUUAGCUUGAUUUUAAAUACAAACUAGAAGUGGAUUUUGGAUAAUAUCAAAUUAUUUAUUUCAUGAUAGUAUGUGCUGAGAAAAUGAUGCAACAUCAAUAUUGGGUCACCAAAAAGACCGUUUUGAAGAAAUUGGGAACUAAAGAAGAUGAAUGCAUCGUAGCUUCAGACGCCGAACUCGAUGCAAAACUAGAAUUGUUUCAAUCAAUAUCGGAUAGUUGUUUGCAAUUGCAAAGGGUUUUAGAUCAAUAUCAGGAACGAUUAUGCAUAUUAGCUCAAGAGGAGAAUUCUCUGGGAAAAUUUUUGCGCGAUGCAGGUAAAGAUAAUGAUGCAUCCGGUAAACAUAUGAUAUCUGCUGGUAAAGCGAUAGCCUAUUCAGGGCAACAACGUUUGUCUAUUAGAAGUCCAUUGUUACGACUUUAUCAUGAAGUAGAAACAUUCCGAUGUCGUGCAGUAAAAGAUAUGAGAGCGACUGUCUCUGCCAUGGAGAAAGCCCGUAUUGAAUAUCGGGCUGCGCUAAGCUGGAUGAAGUCCACUAGCACCCAGUUAGAUCCUGAUACUGGACGUGGACUAGAUAAUUUUCGAAAAGCCCAACAUCAAGUUAGGGAAAGUAAGAAAGCUUUUGAUAAACUAACGUUGGAUGUUUUACAAAAGAUUGAUUUGUUAGCUGCUGCUCGGUGUAACAUGUUCUCCCAUGUGUUAUCAACUUACCAAAACUCUUUCCUGAAUUUCUCACAAAAAGUUUCACAGACACUAUCAACAACUAUAGAGAGUAUGAAUGCUGCACCUCAGUAUGAGUUUUGUAUACUCAAAAGCUUGGCCGAAAAUGAUAUAAAUAAAGAAGAAAAUGAUGAGGAACCAAAAGAUAAAGAUCAAAUGCUCUUCUUUCAGGAUGAAUAUAAGGAUGAAAGGGAAGGAGAAAAAACAAGUGAAGAUAAUUUAACAAAUGAAUUAGCACCUGUAGAACCAUCAACAUCAAGCAUUCUUAUUGAUACUGAGCAUGAAGAAAACAUGAUUGGCGAUUUAGCCGGCUUGCAGUUGGGUGGGGGUGACAUGCCUGCUAACUUUUCUUUUAUGCCCUCUCAACUGUUGCAGGAUUUUAGUGGCAACUUGAAAGAAAGUCCUUUGCAACCUAUCAACACGAAUCCCAUAAAUGAAGGACAAAACAUGACAUCCCAUAAGCUGUACAAGCCAAUGGAACUUCCUAAGAAGGAUGAUAAAGCAGCUUGGUUUAAGUUAUUUGCUGAACUUGAUCCACUGGCAAACCCUGAUCAACUUACUGGAUCUAAUUCUAACCAAAGUCAUGCCGCUUAGAAAUAUUGCUAUCUUUUUGUUGCUUA